GCCGUCGGUGGAGCUAAGCUGACCCGCCUCACUCAGCCCGCCUGUUUGAUGCUGAGAACACCCAGGCAGGAAGGAGCAAAUGUUAGCUCAAAAUGUUUGAACCUGGAGUAGAGCCCCCUGAGUCGAUCCUAAUUGGACAUUAGGGGACGGUACUUUAGGCGCCCUGGACACAGGGUGCCCUGUCAGAAUGAGAAAAGAGAGCGAAAACUCAACAAUCAUUGAACCCCACAGACUCUGGACCGAAGAAAACGUACGCUCAUGUGUGCAGCCGGAGAGUGGUAACAGCCAACUCAAGUCACGUCGAACUACAGAUCCCACAAUACAACGGGGGAAGGACGUGCCUUUCCAAGGCCUGAAACCCGACUCCUGAAGGAGUGUACACUACAAGGGACGCUGGGAUUUGUAGUCAAAUGUUCCACAUUGAGCCGGAACUUACACCCACCCACCCCCAACCCGGUGCCACUUCUUACAGUCCAAACAUCCGAUUCCACGUCAAUAGAAGGCACUUGGAUUGCACAUUUUAGAACUUUUUCACCUACAGGCAUAUGCUAGCAAAACUUACAGGCUUCCUGGCCUCUGACAGACAUUUAGACAACAUUUAUUGAGUUUCUGUAAGUGUUAGAACCUAACAGCCAUUCACCCGACUUCACAGAACUUAAAAUUUUAUUGUGCUACUUUAUUCUGGAGCUCAGAAAUGAAGUACGUCUUCGGCAAAGACAUGGAGGCAGAAGACUGAUCUUUGAAAAUAUGUAUUUGGGAGAUAAUCACGUUCUGUUGAAUACCUUGUGCUGGUGCUGCCAUCGAAAAAUCUGGUUACAGUCUGGGGAGGCCUGCUACCAUUGCAGGACUGAACCGCCUCGGCCCUGAGAUGAGUGUCCCGACAGAGCAGGCACACGCACCAUGAAUAGAUACACAACGAUCAAGCAGCUUGGGGAUGGGACCUACGGCUCUGUCCUGCUGGGGAGAAGCAUUGAGUCUGGAGAACUGAUUGCCAUUAAAAAAAUGAAAAGAAAGUUUUACUCCUGGGAAGAAUGCAUGAACCUUCGGGAGGUUAAGUCUUUAAAGAAGCUUAAUCAUGCCAAUAUCGUAAAGUUAAAAGAGGUUAUCAGGGAAAACGACCAUCUUUACUUUAUCUUUGAGUACAUGAAGGAAAACCUUUACCAGCUCAUUAAAGAAAGAAAUAAGUUGUUUCCAGAGUCUGCUGUAAGGAAUAUAAUGUACCAGAUAUUGCAAGGACUGGCAUUCAUUCACAAACACGGUUUCUUCCACCGGGACUUAAAACCUGAGAACCUCCUCUGCAUGGGACCAGAACUUGUGAAAAUCGCGGACUUUGGAUUAGCUCGAGAAAUCCGAUCAAGACCUCCGUACACAGACUAUGUGUCUACUAGAUGGUACAGGGCUCCAGAGGUACUGCUGAGAUCCACCAACUACAGCUCCCCCAUUGACAUCUGGGCAGUGGGCUGCAUCAUGGCGGAGGUGUACACGCUCCGGCCCCUUUUCCCUGGGGCCAGUGAAAUUGACACAAUUUUCAAAAUUUGCCAAGUGUUGGGAACACCAAAGAAGACUGACUGGCCUGAAGGCUACCAGCUGUCAAGUGCUAUGAAUUUCCUCUGGCCCCAGUGCAUACCCAAUAACUUAAAGACUCUAAUCCCAAAUGCUAGCAGCGAAGCCAUUCAGCUCCUGAGAGACUUGCUUCAGUGGGAUCCCAAGAAACGACCAACCGCUAGUCAGGCACUUCGAUAUCCUUACUUCCAGAUCGGACACCCACUGGGCAUCAUCAGCAAGGACUCAGGAAAACCACAAAGAGAGGUCCAGGACAAGACAGGCCCUCCUCCUUACAUCAAGCCAGCCCCUCCUGCCCAGGCCCCGGCCAAGGCAUAUACGCUGAUUUCUUCACGACCAAGCCAAGCCAGUCAGCCCCCUCAGCAUUCUGUGCACCCCUACAAAGGCGAUGUCUCUAGGACUGAGCAGCUGAGCCAUGUUCAGGAGGGCAAACCAAGCCCUCCAUUCUUCCCAUCCCUUCACAAUAAGAAUCUUCCGCCAAAAAUCCUAGCCAGCCUGGAACAGAAAAAUGGUGAAAUCAAGCCAAAGAGCAGGAGAAGAUGGGGUCUCAUCUCCAGGUCGACAAAGGGUUCUGAUGAUUGGGCCAACUUGGAUGACUUAGACUUCAGUCCCUCUCUCACCAGGAUAGAUGUAAAAAACAAGAAAAGACAGAGUGAUGACACCCUCUGCAGGUUUGAAAGUGUUUUGGACCUGAAGCCAUCUGAGCCGGUGGGUACAGGAACCACUGUCUCCACGCAGGCUUCCUCGCAGAGGAGAGACACGCCGACCCUGCAGUCCGCAGCAAAGCAGCACUACUUGAAACACUCUCGCUACUUGCCUGGAAUAAAUAUAAGAAAUGGCGUGCUCCCAAAUCCAGGCAAAGACUUUCUUCCAUCAAAUUCAUGGUCCAGUUCCGGUUUGUCUGGAAAAUCUUCAGGAACAGUAUCAGUAGUGAGCAAAAUAACUUCAGUUGGCUCAGGCUCUGCGAGCUCCAGUGGACUGACUGGAAGCUACAUCCCUUCCUUUCUGAAAAAGGAAAUCGGCUCUGCCAUGCAGAGGGUUCAGCUGGCGCCCCUCGCAGCCCCUCCCCCCGGCUACUCUUCCCUCAAGGCCGUGAGACCUCACCCAGGGAGGCCUUUCUUUCACACCCAGCCCAGGAGCACGCCCGGCUUGAUUCCCCGACCUCCAGCUGCUCAGCCUGUGCACGGCAGGAUAGACUGGUCUUCCAAGUACCCAUCUCGGCGGUGACUGUCCAGGCCACGGGCCGUGCUCCUCAGCUGACUCCAUUGUACCCGCACAACCACGAGGCGGUGUAAAACAACCCACACUUACAGCUGUUCUGAACUAAUGCAUUUCAAUAUUUCUUUUAAAUGUUUUUUUUAAACAUUGAUUUGAAUGCAAUACCCUCUUUUUGUAUAAAAUUAUUUUAUUCUAAAA
This is a messenger RNA of Mus caroli (Ryukyu mouse), 2979 nucleotides long. RefSeq names its product ciliogenesis associated kinase 1. Lineage: Eukaryota; Metazoa; Chordata; Mammalia; Rodentia; Muridae. Gene Ontology annotation, molecular function: protein kinase activity; ATP binding. The record is from RefSeq and is a predicted model, not a curated record. Gene Ontology annotation, biological process: protein phosphorylation.